AUGGAAACCAUCCAUUUGGUACAAAUACUAUUGGAGCAUUAUCGGGAAAAGAAGCAGGAUUUACAUGUGGUGUUCACUAACAUUGAGAAGGCCUACGACAAAGUUCCAAGAGAAGUUCUUUGGAGUUUCCUAGAGGCUAGAGGUGUACCAAUGACUUACAUUAGGGCGAUAAAGGACAUAUGCGGGACGUCCAAGAUAAAGUGUCUUGGUGUGUUGUUUGCAGAUGACAUAGUAUUGAUUAAUGAGACGCGUAGUAGUGUGAAUGGUAGGUUGGAGGUUUGGAGACAAACUUUGGAAGCUAAAGGGUUUAAGUUGAGCAGAAUCAAAACAGAGUAUUUGGAGUGUAAAUUCAGUGAGGGGUUGCAUAAGGAAGAUGUGGAAGUGCAUCUGGACACACAAACUCUCCCAAGAGUGAUCGUUUCAAAUAUCUUGGCUCUAUUAUCCAGGGUAGUGGGUCAUAGAUGGUGA
Molecule: messenger RNA, 468 nt
Organism: Capsicum annuum
Lineage: Eukaryota; Viridiplantae; Streptophyta; Magnoliopsida; Solanales; Solanaceae
Exons: 2
Coding region: 1-468 (155 amino acids)
Source: RefSeq, a predicted model, not a curated record